CACAACUUCUCUCUUUCUCUCUCUAACAAGUAACAGCAAAGCCAUUGAUUCCCCCCCUUAAAACAGCUCUCUAGUCAUCCAAAACUCUAAGUGCAAUGGGUCUGGACAUGUCGAACAACCAUCCCACUUCCCGUACCAAAGAUUUCUUUGCUUCUCCUGCUCUUUCUCUCACUCUUGCUGGUGUAUUCCGAGAUGCCGGGACACCUGCCGGAGCGAGGAGCCCGGAGGUGGAGGAAGGAGAUGAAGAGAGCGGCGGCGGCGGUGGAGGUCGAGAUGAGAUGGUGGAGAUUAGCAGUGAGAAUACUGGUCCUGGAAGAUCUGAUGAAGAUGGAGAUGCAGAUGGAGUACAUGAUGAUGAUGGUGAUGAUGAUAAGGACAACAAGAAGAAGAAGAAGAGGAAGAAAUAUCAUAGGCACACAGCUGAACAAAUUAGAGAAAUGGAAUCUCUUUUUAAAGAGUCACCCCAUCCAGAUGAGAAGCAAAGGCAGCAACUAAGCAAGCAAUUAGGUCUUGCUCCUAGGCAAGUCAAAUUCUGGUUUCAAAAUCGUCGAACACAAAUCAAGGCUGUCCAGGAGCGACAUGAGAACUCUUUACUGAAAUCUGAGAUAGAUAAACUCAGGGAAGAAAAUCAAGCCAUGAGGGAGACCAUUAAGAAGGCCUGCUGUCCUAAUUGUGGUUUCGCUACCUCUAAUAGAGAUGCAUCAAUGACCACCGAGGAACAACAAUUACGGGUUGAAAAUGCAAGACUCAAAGCAGAGGUAGAGAAGCUGCGAGCAACCAUUGGAAAAUAUCCACCAGGGACAGCAUCACCCAGCACCUCUUGUUCUGCAGGAAAUGACCAAGAGAACAGAAGUUCCUUAGACUAUUACACAGGAAUUUUUGGGCUUGACAAGACAAGAAUUUUAGAGCUAGUGAACCAAGCAACGGAAGAGGUUACUAAAAUGGCCACUGCAGGGGAACCAUUAUGGAUCAGGAGUGUUGAGAGUGGACGUGAGAUACUUAACUAUGAUGAAUACGUUCGCGCCUUCUCAGUUGAGAGUCCAAGUAAUGGACGGGUCAGGAGAUCGAUUGAAGCCUCAAGAGAGACCGGUGUCGUCUUUUUAGAUCUCCCUCGGCUUGUCCAAGCUUUCAUGGAUGUGAACCAAUGGAAAGAAAUGUUUCCUUGCAUGAUCUCCAAGGCAGCUACCGUUGAUGUUAUUUGCAGUGGUGAAGGUGUCAACAGAAAUGGUGCUGUACAACUGAUGUUCGCGGAGCUGCAAAUGCUCACACCCAUGGUGCCUACAAGAGAGGUGUAUUUUAUCAGGUAUUGCAAACAAUUAAGUGCUGAGAGAUGGGCAAUAGUUGAUGUAUCCAUUGACAAAGUCGAAGAAAAUAUGGACGCGUCCCUUGUAAAAUGUCGAAAAUGCCCAUCUGGUUGCAUCAUUGAGGACAAAACCAACGGUCACUGCAAGGUGAUAUGGGUGGAGCACAUAGAAUGUCAAAAGAGUACAGUACACACCAUGUUUCGUUCCAUUGUUAAUAGUGGCUUGGCAUUUGGUGCUAAGCAUUGGAUAGCAACUCUGCAACUUCAAUGUGAAAGGCUUGUUUUCUUCAUGGCAACUAAUGUUCCCACAAAGGAUUCAAUUGGUGUUGCCACUCUAGCAGGGAGGAAAAGCAUUCUAAAGUUGGCACAAAGAAUGACAUGCAGCUUUUGUCGUGCAUUGGGUGCUUCUAGUUUCCACACAUGGACUAAAAUCUCAACAAAGGGAGGAGAUGACAUAAGAGUAGCUUCAAGGAAGAAUUUGAAUGACCCAGCAGAACCUCUAGGGGUGAUCUUGUGUGCAGUUUCUUCUGUAUGUUUGCCUGUUGCUCCUCAUGUCCUAUUUGAUUUCUUAAGAGAUGAAAGUAAACGGAACGAGUGGGACAUCAUGUCAACUGGUGGUCCAGCUCAAUUAAUAGCAAACUUAGCCAAAGGACAGGACCGCGGUAACGUCGUGAACAUCCAAGCAAUGAAAUCAAAAGAGAAUAGCAUGUGGAUACUUCAAGAUAGUUGCACAAAUGCUUUUGAAUCAAUGGUUGUCUAUGCUCCUGUGGACAUUUCAGGCAUGCAAUCAGUGAUUACAGGAUGUGAUUCUAGCAAUCUUGCUAUACUGUCUUCAGGUUUUUCAAUUCUUCCAGAUGGGCUUGAGACAAGGCCUUUAGUGAUCACUUCUAAACCAGAGGAGAAAACAAUGGAAGGAGGUUCCUUGCUCACUAUAGCUUUUCAAAUUCUAGCUAAUAGCUCUCCUACAGCCAAACUAACUAUGGAGUCAGUAGAAACUGUUAAUACUCUUAUUUCAUGUACAUUGCAGAAUAUUAAGACAAGCUUGGAGUGUGAAGAUGGAUAGUUAUUGUUAUCUUUUGUAACAUAGUUCCAUAGGAAAUUAAUUACACAAGUGACAGAUCUAUUCUGUCUUUCAUAUA
This is a messenger RNA of Telopea speciosissima, 2442 nucleotides long. RefSeq names its product homeobox-leucine zipper protein GLABRA 2. Gene Ontology annotation, biological process: regulation of DNA-templated transcription. Lineage: Eukaryota; Viridiplantae; Streptophyta; Magnoliopsida; Proteales; Proteaceae. The transcript is spliced from 10 exons. The coding region runs from base 96 to 2366 and encodes 756 amino acids. Gene Ontology annotation, molecular function: DNA-binding transcription factor activity, RNA polymerase II-specific; lipid binding; DNA binding. The record is from RefSeq and is a predicted model, not a curated record.